Molecule: messenger RNA, 1653 nt
Organism: Penicillium malachiteum
Lineage: Eukaryota; Fungi; Ascomycota; Eurotiomycetes; Eurotiales; Aspergillaceae
Gene: cp3
Product: carboxypeptidase C PRC1
Exons: 2
Coding region: 1-1653 (550 amino acids)
Biological process (GO): proteolysis
Cellular component (GO): fungal-type vacuole
Molecular function (GO): serine-type carboxypeptidase activity
Source: RefSeq, a predicted model, not a curated record
AUGAGACUUCUGCCUGCCACCUUGUUGGUGGGAGCUGCAUCGGCAGCAGCUCCGCCCGUGCAGCAGGUCAUGGGUGGUCACUACGAGGCGCUUGAGGCUUUGGCCCAGGAGCACGCAGACACCAUCUCCAAGCCCCUUCAGAAGCUCCAGGAGGAGUUCAAGACCCUUUCUGACGAAGCUCGGGGAAUGUGGGAAGAUGUCACAAAUCUUUUCCCAAACUCGGACCACUUCCCCAUGCUGUCGCUACCCAAGAAGCACACUCGCCGUCCUGACUCCCAUUGGGACUCUGUUGUUCGUGGAGCUGAUGUUCAGAGCGUCUGGGUUGAGGGCACUGAUGGCACUAAGCACCGUGAGAUUGAUGGAAAGCUUGAGGCUUACGAUCUCCGUGUCAAGAAGGUGGAUCCUAGCGCUCUAGGCGUUGACCCCGGUGUUAAGCAAUACAGUGGUUACCUCGAUGACAACGAGGAAGACAAGCAUCUGUUCUACUGGUUCUUUGAAUCUCGUAACGACCCCGAGAAUGACCCCGUUGUUCUUUGGUUAAACGGCGGCCCCGGCUGCUCAUCCAUGACUGGUCUUUUCAUGGAGCUUGGACCCAGCUCUAUCAACAAGAAGAUUGAGACCGUCUACAAUGAUUUUGCUUGGAACUCCAAUGCUUCCGUAAUCUUCUUGGAUCAGCCUGUCAACGUUGGUUACUCCUACAGUGGUUCCACUGUCAGCGACACCGUUGCUGCUGGAAAGGAUGUCUACGCCUUGCUGUCUUUGUUCUUCCGUGAAUUCCCCGAGUAUGCUAAGCAGGAUUUCCACAUUGCUGGCGAGUCCUAUGCCGGUCACUAUAUCCCUGCCUUUGCGUCGGAGAUUCUCUCCCACAAGAACCGCAACAUCAACCUCAAGUCUGUUCUGAUUGGUAACGGUUUGACUGACGGCCUGACUCAAUACGAAUACUACCGCCCCAUGGCUUGUGGUGACGGUGGUUACCCAGCCGUUCUGGACGAGAGCGCCUGCCGCUCUAUGGACAACGCUUUGCCUCGCUGUCUGUCCAUGAUUGAGUCUUGCUACAACAGCGAGAGUGCCUGGAUCUGUGUCCCAGCCUCUAUCUACUGCAACAACGCUCUUCUAGCCCCUUACCAGCAAACCGGUCAGAACGUCUAUGAUGUCCGUGGCAAGUGCGAGGAUAGCGCCAACCUUUGCUACUCAGGUAUGGGCUACGUGUCUGAGUACCUCAACCAGGAGAGCGUACGUGAAGCCCUGGGUGCCGAGGUCGAUGGCUUCGAGAGCUGCAACUUUGACAUCAACCGCAACUUCCUGUUCCACGGCGACUGGAUGAAGCCCUUCCACCGCCUCGUCCCUGGUCUUCUUGAGCAGAUCCCAGUCCUCAUCUACGCUGGUGAUGCUGAUUUCAUUUGCAACUGGCUCGGCAACAAGGCCUGGACUGAGGCUCUUGAGUGGCCCGGUCAGGAGGAGUAUGCCCCUCUUGAGAUGAGCGACCUUCUCAUCGAAGAGCAGGAGCACAAGGGCAAGAAGAUCGGUGAAUACAAGUCUCACGGCAACUUCACCUUCGUUCGCAUCUUUGGCGGUGGCCACAUGGUCCCCAUGGACCAACCUGAAUCCAGCUUGGAGUUCUUCAACCGCUGGUUGGCUGACAAGCAGUUCUAA